Messenger RNA from Acanthosepion pharaonis, 1206 nucleotides. Lineage: Eukaryota; Metazoa; Mollusca; Cephalopoda; Sepiida; Sepiidae. The record is from the annotation of a GenBank genome assembly.
AUGCAAGUGAUGAAAAAUAAAUCUGUUGCAUUAGCCCCCGAGGUGCAAUAUUUAUCUUCCUCUUUUUAUCUAUCUAUCUAUCUAUCUGUGUAUAUGCCUGUUUCUAAUUAUCUGUAUAGCUGUCUAUCUAUUUAUCUAUAUAGCUAUCUAUCUAUCUAUCUAUAUAGCUAUCUAUCUAUCUAUCUAUAUAGCUAUCUAUCUAUCUAUCUAUCUAUCUGUGUAUAUGCCUCUAUCUAUCUAUCUAUCUAUCUAUAUAGCUAUCUAUCUAUCUAUCUGUGUAUAUGCCUGUUUCUAAUUAUCUGUAUAGCUGUCUAUCUAUUUAUCUAUAUAGCUAUCUAUCUAUCUAUCUAUCUGUGUAUAUGCCUGUUUCUAAUUAUCUGUAUAGCUGUCUAUCUAUCUAUCUAUCUAUCUGUGUAUAUGCCUCUAUCUAUCUAUCUAUAUAGCUAUCUAUCUAUCUAUCUAUCUAUCUAUCUGUGUAUAUGCCUGUUUCUAAUUAUCUGUAUAGCUGUCUAUCUAUUUAUCUAUAUAGCUAUCUAUCUAUCUAUCUAUAUAGCUAUCUAUCUAUCUAUCUAUCUAUCUGUGUAUAUGCCUGUUUCUAAUUAUCUGUAUAGCUGUCUAUCUAUUUAUCUAUAUAGCUAUCUAUCUAUCUAUCUAUAUAGCUAUCUAUCUAUCUAUCUAUCUAUCUGUGUAUAUGCCUCUAUCUAUCUAUUUAUUUAUAUCUAUGUAUCUAUCUAUCUGUGUAUCUGUAUAGCUGUCUAUCUAUCUAUCUAUAUGCCUGUUUCUAAUUAUCUGUAUAGCUGUCUAUCUAUCUAUCUAUAUUCUAUCUAUCUAUCUACUAUCUACCUAUCUAUCUAUAUGCCUAUUUGUCUAUUUAACUAUAUAGCUAUCUCUCAGUCUAUCUAUCUACCUAUCUAUCUAUAUGCCUAUUUGUCUAUUUAUCUAUAUAGCUAUCUCUGUCUAUCUAUCUACCUAUCUACCUAUAUAGCUAUCUCAUCUAUCUAUCUACCUAUCUACCUAUCUAUCCAUCUAUAUAGCUAUCUCUCAGUCUAUCUAUCUAUCUAUCUGCCUAUUUGUCUAUUUAUCUAUAUAGCUAUCUCUCAGUCUAUCUAUCUACCUAUCUAUCUAUAUAGCUAUCUCUCAGUCUAUCUAUCUACCUAUCUACCUAUCUAUCUAUCUAUAUGCCUAUUUGUCUAUUUAUCUAUAUAG